AUGACUGACUAUCCUGGAGACGAGUGGUCGACCACUUACGACACAUACGAUACACAAGGAUCAACAAGAGAUCCCGCAGGUGCGACCUAUGAUUCACUGGGCUCAACCUACGACCCGUCGGGCUACGGCACCUACGGCGCAACCGACUACGGCGCGGUGGGCUACGGCACAGACCCGACUGGCACAACAUACGACACCACAUACGACACCGGCUACGGUACCACAACAUAUGAUCCCCGCAGCGGUGCCUACGACCAACAUCUCGACUACCGCACUCCAACCGGCCGCCGACACCACCGCGAGCGAGUUGAUCAGAGUGGCACCUAUCGCCAUCGCGACGUUGACCGGUAUGACGAUGGAUCCACUCGGGUCCACAGAGAAUACGACAAUCCAAACACCGGUACUAGCUACCAUCGCGACUAUGAGCGAUAG
Molecule: messenger RNA, 432 nt
Organism: Penicillium brevicompactum
Lineage: Eukaryota; Fungi; Ascomycota; Eurotiomycetes; Eurotiales; Aspergillaceae
Exons: 1
Coding region: 1-432 (143 amino acids)
Source: RefSeq, a predicted model, not a curated record